Messenger RNA from Polistes canadensis, 4241 nucleotides. It is a transcript of the gene Sf3b3, whose product is annotated as splicing factor 3B subunit 3. The record is from RefSeq and is a predicted model, not a curated record. Gene Ontology annotation, biological process: mRNA splicing, via spliceosome. NCBI's taxonomy places the organism in Eukaryota, Metazoa, Arthropoda, Insecta, Hymenoptera, Vespidae. The transcript has 13 exons. Gene Ontology annotation, cellular component: U2 snRNP; nucleus. Gene Ontology annotation, molecular function: protein binding; U2 snRNA binding. Bases 243 to 3899 code for a protein of 1218 amino acids.
CUACAGAGAAAAGCGUCUGAUGCUACGUUGAGUCUAAAAGUCGUCCAUAUAACUCUAUUUCCGUUACAGCUUGGGAAGAAGUGGUAUGGUAUUCAACUUAUAAGAUUAAAAGAUCCUGCAGCAUCGACAAAUGCCUUCGGUAUAUUUUCGUAUAAAAGGAUGGGAAGCUGAUAUGGUUCUUUGUAAAUAUAAGAAAAUUUGCAUCUUUUGAACAUAUUUCUUAAUAGAAACUAACCGGAACCAUGUUUCUCUACAACUUAACAUUACAACGUGCUACAGGCAUUACACAUGCCGUGCAUGGUAACUUUUCUGGAAGCAAAAUGCAAGAAAUCCUCGUUUCACGUGGAAAGUCCUUAGAACUUUUAAGACCAGAUCCUAACACUGGAAAAGUUCAUACAUUACUAACUGUUGAAGUUUUUGGAAUUAUAAGAUCAUUAAUGGCCUUUAGACUUACAGGCGGAACAAAAGAUUAUAUAGUUAUAGGUUCUGAUUCAGGACGCAUCGUUAUUUUAGAAUAUAUUUCUGCUAAAAAUAUUUUUGAGAAAGUACAUCAAGAAACAUUUGGCAAAAGUGGUUGUAGACGAAUUGUUCCUGGACAAUAUUUAGCGAUAGAUCCAAAAGGCAGAGCUGUUAUGAUAGGUGCCAUUGAAAAACAAAAGCUUGUAUAUAUUUUAAACAGAGAUCCCGAAGCCCGUCUCACUAUUUCUUCUCCUUUAGAAGCACAUAAAAGUAAUACAUUGGUAUAUCAUACAGUUGGUGUAGAUGUUGGUUUUGAAAAUCCUAUGUUUGCUUGUUUAGAAAUUGAUUAUGAGGAAGCAGACAGUGAUCCUACAGGAGAUGCAGCUGUUAAAACACAACAAACAUUAACUUUAUAUGAACUUGAUCUUGGACUAAAUCAUGUUGUUCGUAAAUAUAGUGAACCAUUAGAAGAACAUGCUAAUUUUUUAGUGUCUGUCCCAGGUGGUAAUGAUGGUCCCAGUGGUGUACUUAUUUGUUCUGAGAAUUAUUUAACUUAUAAGAAUUUAGGUGAUCAGCAUGAUAUUCGUUGUCCUAUACCAAGAAGAAGAAAUGAUCUCGAUGAUCCAGAAAGAGGCAUGAUAUUUGUAUGUUCUGCGACACAUAAAACAAAAAGUAUGUUCUUCUUUUUGGCACAAACUGAACAAGGAGAUAUCUUUAAAAUUACUUUAGAAACUGAUGAAGAUAUGGUUACUGAAAUAAAAUUAAAAUAUUUUGAUACUGUACCUGUAGCAACAAGCAUGUGCGUAUUAAAAACAGGAUUCUUAUUUGUUGCAUCUGAAUUUGGAAAUCAUUAUCUUUAUCAAAUUGCUCAUCUUGGAGAUGACGAUGAUGAACCAGAAUUUAGUUCUGCAAUGCCUUUAGAAGAAGGAGAUACAUUUUUCUUUGCACCCAGACCACUUCGUAAUCUAGUAUUAGUUGAUGAAAUGGAUAGUUUAUCACCUAUUAUGGCUUGCCAGGUUGCUGAUUUAGCUAAUGAAGACACUCCACAAUUGUUCAUAUCAUGUGGCAGAGGACCGCGAUCUACUUUUCGUGUAUUACGUCAUGGUUUGGAAGUAUCAGAAAUGGCAGUCAGUGAACUUCCUGGCAAUCCAAACGCAGUGUGGACUGUUAAAAGAAGAGUUGAUGAGGAAUAUGAUGCAUACAUCAUAGUGUCCUUCGUGAAUGCUACUCUUGUGCUUAGUAUCGGAGAAACUGUUGAAGAAGUGACAGAUUCUGGCUUUCUUGGCACUACUCCUACGCUCAGUUGUUCUGCUUUGGGAGAAGAUGCUUUAGUACAGGUAUAUCCAGAUGGUAUUCGUCAUAUUAGAGCCGACAAACGCGUCAAUGAAUGGAAGGCACCGGGUAAGAAAACGAUUGUGAAAUGUGCAGUAAAUCAGCGCCAAGUGGUAAUAGCUCUUACUGGUGGAGAAUUGGUCUACUUUGAAAUGGAUCCUACUGGGCAACUUAAUGAAUAUACAGAAAGAAAGAAGAUGCCAUCAGAAGUGAUGUGUAUGGCGCUUGGAAAUGUGGCUGUUGGAGAGCAACGUUCAUGGUUUUUAGCUGUUGGUCUUCAAGACAAUACUGUAAGAAUUAUUUCAUUGGAUCCAUCAGAUUGUUUAGCACCUAGAAGUAUGCAAGCUCUACCUGCAGCAGCUGAAAGUUUAUGUAUCGUAGAAAUGGGUGUUAAAGAAACUGAUAAUUCUGAAGAUGCAGCACCGCAACAACAAUUCAGCCUUUAUUUAAAUAUAGGUUUGCAAAAUGGUGUUUUAUUAAGGACCGUAUUAGAUCCUAUUUCUGGAGAUCUUGCGGAUACGCGUACUCGAUAUUUAGGAUCACGACCUGUGAAACUAUUUAGAAUUAAAAUGCAGGGUAAUCAGGCCGUGUUAGCUAUGAGUAGCAGGUCAUGGCUUAGCUAUUAUUAUCAAAAUCGUUUUCAUUUGACGCCUUUAUCUUACGAAAGCUUAGAAUUUGCCUCUGGCUUCAGUUCUGAACAAUGUCCAGAGGGUAUCGUUGCUAUAUCAACAAAUACACUUAGAAUUUUGGCUCUAGAAAAAUUAGGAGCAGUAUUCAAUCAAGUCAGUUUUCCAUUAGAAUAUACUCCAAGGAAAUUUGCUAUUCAUGUCAAUUCUGCGCAUAUAGCAAUCAUAGAGACUGAACAUAAUGCAUACACAGAAGAAACUAAACAGCAAAGAAGGUUACAAAUGGCAGAAGAAAUGCAAGAAGCAGCAGGUGCCGAGGAAGCUGCAGUUGCCAGAGAAUUGGCAGAAGCAUUUCUAUCGGAAGAACCUAAUGAAACUGUUUUUGGUGCACCAAGAGCUGGACCUGGUCUUUGGGCAUCGCUUGUAAGAAUUAUAGCACCUACAUCUGGACAUACCUUCGAAGUGCAUAGAUUAGAACAAAAUCUGGCUGCAUUAUGUUUAGGUUUGGUUAAAUUUAGUAAUCAAGGUGAUCAGUUGUUCCUCAUAGUCGGUGUUGCAAAAGAAUUUCAACUUAAUCCAAGAGUCAGCAAUGGAGGCUUUCUUUAUACUUACAAAGUUAAUGCGGAUUGUAAAAGCGUCGAGUUACUACAUAAGACUGUCUUGGAUGAAGUUCCAUUAGCAAUUUGUCCAUAUCAAGGUCGAGUGUUGGUUGGUGUCGGCAGAAUGCUACGCCUUUAUGACAUGGGUAAAAAGAAAUUAUUACGCAAAUGUGAAAAUAAGCACAUUCCAAAUGCUGUUGUUUCCAUCAAUGCUGUCGGGCAACGCAUAUAUGUUAGUGACGUACAAGAAUCAGUUUAUGCUGUUAGAUAUAAGCGGCAAGAAAAUCAAUUAAUUGUUUUUGCUGAUGAUACACACCCAAGGUGGAUUACAGCAACUUGUGUACUAGAUUAUGAUACUGUGGCUACUGCUGAUAAGUUUGGAAACAUUGCAGUGAUACGACUUGCUAGUGGCAUUAACGAUGAUGUUGAUGAGGAUCCUACUGGUAAUAAAGCACUAUGGGACAGAGGUUUAUUAAAUGGUGCCAGUCAAAAAGCUGAUACUGUCGCGUGUUUCCAUGUUGGUGAAACUGUUAUGUCUUUGCAAAAAGCUACUCUUAUUCCUGGUGGAUCUGAAAGUUUAGUUUACACAACAUUGAAUGGCACAGUAGGAGUACUUGUUCCUUUUACCAGUCAUGAAGAUCAUGAUUUCUUUCAACAUCUCGAGAUGCACAUGCGUUCGGAACAUCCACCGCUUUGUGGAAGAGAUCAUCUUUCUUUCAGAUCGUAUUAUUAUCCUGUGAAAAAUGUUAUAGACGGUGAUCUUUGUGAACAAUUCAACUCGAUUGAACCUUCGAAACAGAAAAGUAUUGCGGGUGAUCUUGAAAGAACACCGUCCGAGGUGUCAAAAAAAUUAGAGGAUAUACGUACACGUUACGCUUUCUAGAAUAGAUAUUUUAUAAUAUUCGUACAUAUAUUAUAUUCAUCUCUAUUUUGAUUGUUCACAAAUAAUCAUUGGAAUAAUCAUUGGAUGUAAGUUGAUAGAUUUUUAUUUUCAAACAAAAUAUUUCUUGACAUCUAUAUAGUUCGAAUAAUAAUUUUAAUUUAUAUCCACAUUGCAAUUACAUAACUAUAAAAAUGUAUUAAAUUUAUGAAUGCAUUAAGGCAUUAAAUUUUUGACGCGUGACGUUAUAAUAUUAUAAUUUAUAAUUUACUACUAAGUAAUAUCCAGUGUGUUUUGAAAUUGUACAAAUAGUAUACGAUAUAAAAAAAAAGAUCAAAAGUUAAA